Messenger RNA from Mercenaria mercenaria, 1716 nucleotides. RefSeq lists its product as uncharacterized. The record is from RefSeq and is a predicted model, not a curated record. The transcript has a single exon. Gene Ontology annotation, molecular function: nucleic acid binding. Bases 1 to 1716 code for a protein of 571 amino acids. Lineage: Eukaryota; Metazoa; Mollusca; Bivalvia; Venerida; Veneridae.
AUGAAUGAACCCCCAGAGAUUCGAAACUUACCUACGAAUGACCCAGAAGUUAAAAAGUCUUUGGUCCAUACUAUUGGUGUCGCUUGUAUCUGGCCUAGUAUCCUAGACCGAAUUGCUUUCUUUUCCGAUUGGAAUCGUGCGACAAGGGCUAUUGCAGUGUGCCUUAAGUUCAAGGACAUGUUUGUCCAACGUUGUGUUAAGAAGCCCCGCAAUGUAUCUGCUAAGCAUGACCUAAGGUUAAAUUUUAAAGAUUAUCUGCCAGUUCGAGUAGUCGAUAUCCAAAGAGCCAAACUAGAAAUUGUAAGGUUAGCACAAAGAGACGCCUUCCAAAAGGAGUAUAAAUUGUUGUCUUCUGCGGCGGCUAUGCCUCAGAGCAAAGACUUAAAUCAAUCCCGCAGUAAGGUUCUACCGAGGCAGUCUAGUAUCUUUAAGUUAGAUCCAUAUGUUGACGGAAAGGGUAUCAUAAGAGUUGGUGGACGUCUGUCAAAUUCCCAGUAUGCUUUAAGUGAAAAGCACCCGGUUAUCUUGCCUAGAAAGGGACAUGUCACAAAUCUAGUUCUUCGACAUUGCCAUGAGCGUGUAAAGCACCAAGGUCGUGGAAUGACUGUGAAUGAAAUCAGAGCAAAUGGUUUUUGGAUCUUGGGUUGCAGCUCUGCGGUUUCUUAUAUGAUAUCUCGUUGCUUGACCUGUCGUAAACUCCGAGGCUCCUUACAGGAUCAAAAAAUGGCAAACUUACCUUCUGACAGAGUUGAACCAGCGCCUCCUUUCACUUACUCGGGCGUAGAUUACUUUGGGCCAUUCUAUAUAAGGGAAGGUAGAAAGGAACUUAAGAGAUAUGGUGUGUUGUUUACCUGUCUUUCGUGUAGAGGUGUGCAUCUAGAAACAGCUAACUCUUUAGAUACUAGCUCAUUUAUUAAUGCUCUUCGACGCUUCUUGUCAGUUCGUGGUCCAGUACGCAUUCUAAGGUCUGACCGUGGCACAAAUUUCGUAGGGGCAGAGCAUGAGCUUAAGGAUGCUCUUUCUGAGAUGGAUGUUGAACAGGUCAAACAUUUUUUGGUAAAUGAAGGUUGUGAUUUUCAGUUUCAGAUGAAUGUGCCCAGCGCCUGUCUUAUGGGUGGCAUCUGGGAACGACAGAUACGCUCUGUUCGGAGCAUCUUGUCUGCCCUCAUGCUACAAAAUGGGUCUCAGUUAGAUGAUGAAGCCCUCCGCACAUUCAUGUGCGAAGCAGCGGCCAUUGUGAAUAGUCGUCCAUUAUCAGUCUCAAGUCUGAAUGACCCUAACUCUGCUGAACCCAUUACACCAAAUCACCUUCUUACCUGUAAAUCCAAAGUCAUUUUGCCUCCUCCUGGAAAUUUCCAAAGAACCGAUCUGUAUUCGAGAAAACGUUGGCGCAGAAUCCAGUAUCUGGCAAAUGAGUUCUGGAAUCGGUGGAGAAAAGAAUACCUCCACAACCUUCAGAUAAGACCCAAAUGGGUUUCGGCUCGCCGUAAUCUUUGUGUGGGCGAUAUCGUCAUGAUAACAGACGAAAACCUCCCGAGAGGUGAGUGGCGCCUCGGAAGAGUUUCUGAGGUUUUUCCGAGUAAUGACGGGUUAGUUCGUAAGGUUAAGGUCUUAGUAGGUGAGCCUGCUUUAGAUGACAAAGGUAAACGAAAAAGAGAUUUCAGUUUCUUGGAAAGACCGGUACAUAAACUUGUAUUAUUGCAAGAGACCGAGUGA